Magallana angulata is the source of this 870-nucleotide messenger RNA. Its product is annotated as fibrinogen C domain-containing protein 1-A-like. Bases 53 to 787 code for a protein of 244 amino acids. The transcript is spliced from 5 exons. The record is from RefSeq and is a predicted model, not a curated record. Lineage: Eukaryota; Metazoa; Mollusca; Bivalvia; Ostreida; Ostreidae.
AAUUGUAUAUAAAGAUAACCACCAGCUACUUUGUAAAUCACUGAACAAAAACAUGAACGGAAUUGUAUUUUGCGCCUCUUUCAUUGUCCCAAUCAUGGGAUUCUUAUUCGAGGGUAAUUCCCCUGGGCAUGAGCCAGGACCGGGAGUCGAAAGAUUUCCAAGAGACUGUCAGGACAUCCUUUGGGAAGGGUUUACUGAGAGUAAAGUGUAUCAAAUCUAUCCCCAGGGGUCGGGAGAACUGGACGUCUUCUGUGACCAACACACCGACGGGGGAGGAUGGACGGUUAUACAGAGAAGAUUUGAUGGAAUAAUUGACUUUUUUAGAAAUUGGAAAGACUACAAAUACGGAUUUGGAAACAAGACCGAUGAGUAUUGGCUUGGUAACCACAGGAUAUAUGAAAUUGUUCAGCAAGGUUUUUAUGAACUGAGAAUAGAUAUGGCCGACUUUAACAGUGAAAGAAGGUACGCGCUGUAUAAAAGGUUCUAUAUCGGGGACGAAGCGAGUGGAUACCGUCUCCAUUUAGAGGACUACGAGGGUACAGCAGGUGAUUCACUUUUAAAACGCCACAGCGGAUACCAGUUUUACACAAAAGAUCAUGAUGAUUCGCAUGGAUGUGCCAACUUAUACAAAGGAGGUUGGUGGUAUAAUAAUUGCCAUAGUUCUAAUUUGAAUGGACUGUAUCUAACUGGAACCCAUCAGUCAUACGCAGACGGUAUCAACUGGAAUGAUUGGCAUGGAUACCAUUACUCCUUGAAGACCACGGAAAUGAAAAUAAGAAGACUUUAAUCUAGAAUAUGCUUGCUUAUUUUUUACUUUGAAUUUAUAUUGUUUUACAACCAUUUCAUUCAAUAAAGAUUUUUUUAAAAUGA